AGUCCCAGAUAUAAAUAAGACCAACACGAAGUGCCUUUACAUUCUACUCAGACGCAGCGUCCGUUGGCAGACAGUGGUAUUUCGACUCCGUGACAUAAUUCAGCCCUCUCUUGGGGACAGUUGUCUCUCACGCAUAGGUGCACCACCACACAGAAAGGAUUUUGUUCCUCCGGAAUUUGGAAUUUUAUAAGAGGGUACUGCGAAGAAGUGCCGACUGCUUGUCAAUAACCACCAACAGUGGACUGUAAUACCGAGUUGCCGUGCAUGUGUGGGAAGGAUAUUUCAGACGGACAGAAGAUGCCUGCCGAUAUGAUGGAAAAAAACUCAUCCUCUCCGGUUGCUGCUACCCCAGCCAGCAUGAACACGACACCUGAUAAACCCAAGACGGCUUCCGAGCACAGGAAGUCAUCCAAACCUAUCAUGGAGAAAAGGAGAAGAGCCAGAAUCAACGAAAGCUUGGGACAAUUGAAAACACUUAUCCUGGACGCGCUCAAAAAAGAUAGCUCCAGACACUCAAAACUUGAAAAGGCAGACAUCCUGGAGAUGACCGUAAAACACCUCCGGAACCUCCAGAGAGCGCAAAUGACUGCUGCGUUGAACACUGAUCCCACCGUGCUGGGGAAAUACAGAGCUGGAUUCAGCGAGUGCACGAAUGAAGUCACCCGAUUCCUAUCCACCUGCGAGGGGGUUAACACCGAGGUCAGGACGCGGCUUCUCGGUCACUUGGCCAGUUGCAUGACGCAGAUCAACGCUAUGAACUACCCCACACAGCACCAGAUUUCUGCCGGGCCUCCCCACCCCUCAUUCGGCCAGUCCAUGGUGCAGAUGCCCAACUCAUCUCCGCAAGGCAACGUGAUGCCGCUGCCUUGUAAAGGUGGCUCUCCCCAGAGCAUGUCACCAGAAGCCACUAAAGUAUACGGCGGUUUCCAGCUCGUACCUGCCACAGACGGACAAUUCGCCUUCCUCAUCCCCAACGCAGCUUUUGCACCCAACGGUCCAGUUAUCCCGGUGUAUGCGAACCAGGUCAACACGCCUGUUCCAGCGGCAGUGUCCCCCGGUGCACCGACAGGCAACUCGGACUCAGUGUGGCGACCCUGGUAGAUAAAAAAUAAAAUAAAAAAAGACAUAUUGAAAAUACUUUUCUAAUGACACUCAGUUCGAUCAUUGUUCAAUGUUACAAAACAUUUGUUUUGAUUUUGUUUUUGUACUUUCAAUGCGUUAAGAUGAAAAGAUGCACUAUAUUUGUAUAGUUUAUGAGGGAGUGAAGUUCAUAUUGGAAUGAGAUUUGUAUUGUUGAAGUCUUUUCACUGCAUUUUAUAUUCGAGGUGUCUUUUGUACUGUGUGAUGCCAAAGAUAUGUUGAAUGCCCUUGACGUAAUUCUUCGUUUUGGAAGACAAAAUAAAUUUGUAAAGAUA
Molecule: messenger RNA, 1415 nt
Organism: Oncorhynchus gorbuscha (pink salmon)
Lineage: Eukaryota; Metazoa; Chordata; Actinopteri; Salmoniformes; Salmonidae
Product: transcription factor HES-1-like
Exons: 4
Coding region: 265-1101 (278 amino acids)
Biological process (GO): anterior/posterior pattern specification; Notch signaling pathway; negative regulation of neuron differentiation
Cellular component (GO): nucleus
Molecular function (GO): RNA polymerase II cis-regulatory region sequence-specific DNA binding; DNA-binding transcription factor activity, RNA polymerase II-specific; protein dimerization activity
Source: RefSeq, a predicted model, not a curated record